GCUUUGGUGAGCUAAGGUACAACUCGUCAAAGACCUAUUUCCCUCCUCUCUCUCUCUAUGUGCUUGCCUUCCUGUCAUUUUUCUACUAUACCCCCAACAAAUCCCCUUCCCCCUUACUCCGCCUCUGUGUGGCGGCGGUUUUUCCUCGCUGAAAUUGCCUGCUGUUGCGCCAAUUCGUCGGGAUUUGGCUUCGAUUGAUGAUUCUUGGGGCUGGAUUGAGGCGUUGAUCUGAUGGAGCGGAUAGUCGGAGGUAAAUUCAAACUAGGCCGUAAGAUCGGCAGUGGAUCGUUUGGGGAAAUCUUUCUCGCGACGCAUAUCGAUACUUUUGAGAUCGUGGCAGUCAAAAUCGAAAAUAAUAAAACUAAGCAUCCACAACUUCUGUAUGAAGCCAAGUUAUACAACAUUCUUCAAGGAGGAAGUGGUAUACCUAAUAUAAAGUGGUCUGGUGUCAAUGGGGAUGACAAUGUACUUGUCCUUGAUUUGCUGGGACCGAGCCUUGAGGAUCUUUUUGUGUAUUGUGGUAGGAAGUUCUCAUUGAAGACUGUCCUCAUGUUGGCUGACCAAAUGAUAACUAGAAUAGAAUUUGUGCAUUCGAAAGGAUUUUUGCAUCGGGAUAUCAAACCUGAUAACUUUCUCAUGGGCCUUGGAAGAAAAGCAAAUCAGGUGUAUAUUAUUGAUUUUGGUCUGGCUAAACGAUAUCGAGAAUCAGGAACAAACCGGCACAUUCCUUACAGGGAGAACAAAAAUUUGACAGGAACUGCUCGCUAUGCAAGUUGUAAUACCCAUCUUGGAAUUGAGCAAAGCCGGAGGGAUGAUUUGGAGUCUCUUGGAUAUGUACUUCUGUAUUUCCUGAGAGGAAGCCUUCCUUGGCAGGGAUUAAAAGCCGCUACAAAGAAGCAAAAGUAUGAUAAGAUUUGUGAGAAAAAAUUAUCAACUCCUAUCGAGGUGCUCUGCAAGACUCAUCCAGUGGAAUUCGCUUCAUACUUCCACUAUUGCCAUUCGUUGACUUUUGAUCAACGGCCUGAUUAUGGAUUUCUAAAGCGCUUGUUUCGUGAGCUGUUUACUCGUGAAGGAUAUGAGUUUGAUUACAUUUUUGACUGGACCAUUCUGAAGUAUCAGCAGGCACAAAUAACUAAAACACAGCAACGGCCAAUUGCCGGUGAGAGCAGUGGAGCAGCUCCAAUGGAUGCAGAAAAGAAUCAAGCCAAUAAUGCUCCAUUUUCAUCGGAUUUGGGUGAACGCAUGAAGUCAAAUACUGCUGCUGCUGGUCCUGGCGUUCGGUUGCAAUUUAAGUCUCCAACAAGCAAAAAUCUUUCUCACGGGAAUCCUGCUGAUAGAAAUGUUUUGAAUGCGGCACAUGUGCCAUCUACUUCAUUCUCUCCUGCCAUUUCUGGGAAAGGCAUUGCAUCAAAACCUAUGUUAUCUACUGAGGCAAAUGCUACUAAUGGAAAUGGCGAUAACACUGGUCCUUCAAGCAGUUGGAUUUCAUCCCUACGCCGUAUUUCUUCAUCAAAAUGAAUGAAAUCCCUGUUCUAUUUGUAGGACCUGGUCUUGCCAACUAAAAUGCUGCCAUGGAUGGAGGGUGCAGAAAUGUGGAAGGAGGUAUCAUUGCCAUUGGCGUAUGCAUCUUUUGCAACACAAACUGUGUAUUGCCAUUGGUAACAAAGGUUACAAGAAUUAUGAUCAAAUCCUUAAAUGCUCAUUAUUGGUUGAUUCAAUCGAAGCGUGUGUAUAGUAUACAAAUGACAAGACAGCCAGUAUCUCCAAAUACUCAUGGUUUGUUUAACCAAAGGGGGAUAAUGUCUGUUUGUUUAUUGUGGUCUGUAUAUCUUUUCUUCUCCGAUCAAUGCACAGCCAAAGCCAUGUCUAUUUGGAGUUGUAGAAGCUGCUUAGCCGUUACAUUUUGUGAGCCAUAAGUUCUCUCGUGUGAAUUGGUAUGUGAAAAUAAUUUAGUUGUGUGGUUUCAAGGUUGUCAUUAGCUGUGUCCUGUCCACAAGAACGGCCAAUCAUAUCGGAUACAGCAAUGCAUUUAAUACAUGUUUAGAAUCA
Molecule: messenger RNA, 2049 nt
Organism: Andrographis paniculata
Lineage: Eukaryota; Viridiplantae; Streptophyta; Magnoliopsida; Lamiales; Acanthaceae
Product: casein kinase 1-like protein 3
Exons: 15
Coding region: 232-1518 (428 amino acids)
Biological process (GO): endocytosis; signal transduction; peptidyl-serine phosphorylation
Cellular component (GO): cytoplasm; nucleus
Molecular function (GO): ATP binding; protein serine/threonine kinase activity
Source: RefSeq, a predicted model, not a curated record